Phycomyces blakesleeanus NRRL 1555(-) is the source of this 426-nucleotide messenger RNA. RefSeq lists its product as hypothetical. The transcript has 3 exons. NCBI's taxonomy places the organism in Eukaryota, Fungi, Mucoromycota, Mucoromycetes, Mucorales, Phycomycetaceae. The coding region runs from base 1 to 426 and encodes 141 amino acids. The record is from RefSeq and is a predicted model, not a curated record.
AUGUCCACAAUUCCUGAACUCUACAACGAAAAGUGCCAUUGUGCUGGAUGUAGUCAGAACGAUCUCGGCUAUAGUUUUGUUGCCAGAAGAACUGCUCAACGUCAUAACAAAAGGGCAAGACUAAAUGCCAUAAGAUGUGAAAGGGACAUGUCUACCCAAAGAAAUAUGAUGGAGGUCGAUGAUGAACCUAUCUUAACCCAUCAACCCGGAACCCUGAAAGAAUCGUACACUCAGACAAACUCACCUGUUUGGGAAGGAGCUUCAAUGUCUGACACUGAAGACGUUUCCGUUACUAAUGACGCGAUCAGCAAUGGCGACAAUGAUGACAGUGGAAGCAACAGCAAUGAAAUCAGUGAAGACGAAAGCGAAGACGAUGUUAUUGAGCUCGACGACAAUGAAUUGAAUAGUGAAGGUCAGUUAGUGUAA